This is a messenger RNA of Osmia lignaria (orchard mason bee), 5766 nucleotides long. RefSeq names its product ETS transcription factor pointed (gene pnt). Gene Ontology annotation, cellular component: nucleus. Gene Ontology annotation, molecular function: sequence-specific DNA binding; DNA-binding transcription factor activity, RNA polymerase II-specific. The record is from RefSeq and is a predicted model, not a curated record. Lineage: Eukaryota; Metazoa; Arthropoda; Insecta; Hymenoptera; Megachilidae. Gene Ontology annotation, biological process: cell differentiation; regulation of transcription by RNA polymerase II.
AGGAGAGAGACGGGAAGCGGAUAGUCGUGUGCGCCGACGCCAGUGUGAGUUUACCGCGUCGACGGGAGAGUAUUCAUUCAUAAAACUAAGCGCGGAGAGCGGCUAGGCCAACGUGCACCAGCAUUGGUGGGGAUUCAACGAGGAGACAGAGUGAAACGUCUCUCUUCUCUUUUCAUCCCCGACUCUUAUCGGUCUGCUGGCUGGUUGUCUCUUUGUUUGUCUUCGAUGGUGUCGUGGAUAGAUCCUGGCUGGUUUCACUUACGUUUAUACUCGGAUUUGGGUAACUACACCAGGCUACGCUUUUCGAGUCGUGGUUGUUUCAGCUUUCCUAGUGAUUUUGGCAGCCGAAUGCCUUUCAGAAACGUGUACGAACGAGCAAGGAAUUAUCUUCCUUCUUAUCUCUAUCGUAUCUUUCGUUCGUUGAUUAUCCAGGGUUCUCAUCGAUAUUGAACAACGUUUAAUUCAUUUUAGAACUACGUCUUCCAUUCAUCCACUCUCCCUCGAUCUUAGCUAAUACUCGGAACAGUUACGUCUACAUCGAGGUGUCAUCCUCGUUAAGUUCGUAGAGAAAAUCCUGAAAUUUCGUUAUCUCGUGAGCCUCGAGGAAUCUGGACGAAUUUGGGCGAUUCAGCUCCACGAAGGACAUGGAAUAAGAGCUGACGGUACGCGUCCACCUCCGCCACCACGAUUCCCCACCUCGUCGCUUCGAAUAAACUCUCUAGAUCCCCUCUCGAUCCUCGUCCGGUCUUCCGUCUUCCUCUUCGUUCUUCCCUCCAUUCUUCCCUUCCCGCGAUCGUGUCCUCUUCCUCCAGGAACGUGCGACAGAGAGCCAGCAUUAACCUCUCUUCCUCUCUCCGCCUUGUUCUCUUCUCUUUCUCUCUUACCUCUUCUUCUUCUUGGUUCCUGCCCUUCGUCUCUCUCUCCUUGCGUACGCACUUACCUGCGGAACGCGGUCGUACGUGCUCUCGCGACGGUGGCGCUUCGAAUCCGCUCUCUUUCUCAGCAAAGAUCGUACCUCGAUCCUCGGAUCCUCUUGAUCUUCGAUCGAAAAUCAUCGUGGUUGUUCAUACGUGCCGGUGUUUCACGGAUUUCCAAGGCCGCGUGUGUGCGUCGAGUGCGCCAGUGACCCACGAACGACACACGGUAGCUGAAAAUCGAACCAGUUUCGAGGGGAAACGAGACGAACUGGAAGCGAGUUACCUACCGGCUAACUCGACCGUAUUUUCGGUGCCAAGUCCGCGAGACGGUUCUUCGUUUCCGUUCCGGACCGCACCGCUCUGUACCCUCCCCUCCAAAUGACUUCUUCUUCUUCUUCUUCAUCUUUGGACGGGUUGCGCAAGCAGGUAUUCGGAAAUAGCCCACGGGCCGCGGUUAUGAAUCGAUAGCAAACACAUGCUGGACACGCAGCGCGUACCGGCUUCCUGCACGAGGAUCACGCGCGAUCAUAACCCUCGUGUUUUCUUGUCGCCGCAGCGUCAAACCAUUACCACUCGUCAAAAACGGUGUUUACACGAAACCGAUCGGUUUCGCGAGGCGUAGACCUGUUCUACUUGGAAUAGUGCAGCUUGGAGCACCGAAUGACUCGUUGCGGACCGAAGAGCUGUGUUGCUAGUAUUUUCGGACUUUGGAGUACUCGACACUAGUAUUCUGUGAAUCAGAUCCCAAGUGAUAACUUCUCUCUACAAAAUCCACUUAGCCAUCUUGGAAGCACGAUCUUUACCUACCCCGAAGCGAUUAAUCAAGUGCAGCCAGCCUAGAUCGCCUAGAAUGACAAGGCAGCUAGCUUCUGCCAAAUCGUGGACGACGCAUUAUUGACGCGGUACGUCAUCGAGGACACAUCCGAUUAACGUCGCGAACGACGAAAAAAUGGUAACACACGGCGAUGGGAUAGAAAGAUUUGCUAGCUAAGCGAACGCUAUUCGAAGCGUCCGGUUGAUCGCGAUGUCGUGACGAUCGAGAUUCGAUCGAUGGCUGAAAAGAAUUUUGAUGAAAAAUUUCGAAGCGUUGUUCGUGCACGCUCGGACAUAAGUGAUGUAAUAGGUGGCGGGAAAUCGAGUGAAUGACAGUGAUUCGGGGGAUUCGUGUAUGUACAGUGAGCACUCGAGGACGGCACUCAUGUACGUUGACUACAGCAGCGACGUUUAUGCCGGAAUGGGAAUCAAGGCCAUGAAGUCCUUUGCCAGGCCCAGAGAUAUACCGGCGCAAGUACCGCCGUUAACACCUGGGACCAACAAGAAGAUGACCGAGGCCCUAGAGGCCUCUUUCGCCUCGUGGGAGAAGGAACGAGUCCAUCUGAACAUAACCAAAGACCCGAGACAAUGGUCAGAAACAGCUGUGGCCCAUUGGUUACGCUGGGCGAUAGGUGAGUUUUCCCUGGAGGGUGUGGCGAUGCAGCCCUGGCAGCACAUGACGGGCAAACAGAUUUGUGCGAUGGGCAAGGAAUCCUUCUUGGCACGUGCUCCAGCCUUCAUGGGCGAUAUCCUGUGGGAACACCUCGAGCUUCUCCAGAAAGUUGCGAGAAUCGCGAAGAAAGAGGAUCAAGAGAAUCUACUAGAAUCAGUUCAAGAAAGCGUGGCACAAACUCCUGAACUGAGGAUUUGUUCCAUUUUCCAUCCAGAUGUCGACGCGGCGAAGGCCUCGCUGGAGAACAUGCCGGGCAACGUGUACGAAAGCGUAUGCGUGCCGGAUUUAGGUGAUUUCUUGGGAUACCAAGGGACAGGACAUCAGGUGUCGACACCGGAACACAAGAGUCCAGCGACGCCUGCCAGUUCCACAACCUCGAACUCCUCGUCGACGAACCCUCGUACCGGAACUCAACCACCCUCUGCCACUACCACCGCCACCGCCACUGCCACCGCCACCGCCACCCUUCCAUCGAGACCGUAUCAUAACGAUGGAGGCUACAAUCAUCUACGCAGUCCUGUGUGUCAGGACGAGAAUCAGAGGGAUGAAACGUCGCCUCCACCUCACAGCCAUACCACUCAAGCGCCAAACUCUCAUUCCAGUACUCCAAACAGCACCAACAAUAACAACAACAAUAAUAACGCGAAUAGCGCUUACAUACAUCUACGGAAUUUAAAUCAGCUCAAAACGGAGUCCAACUACAGCAGUCAUCACAUAACAGAACACCUUCAAGGUGGUGGUGGUGGUGGUGGAUUAACGAGUGGCAACGAUCUCGCGGCAACAGGAACCAACGAAAGCGAACUGAGGGUCAGUCAGUCCGCGACGGACAGUUACAUGACCCCGGCUCAUUAUUCCGGUUACGACGAAGCCUCGGAGUACCACAGUUUACCGCAGGAUCAUCAACCGCCUCAUCCUUACAACAUUGACGGUUCGCCGGAAUUUUACAGCACCAGUGGAAUUCACCUCGAGCCAAAAUAUCAGCCGUCGCCGUUCAAAAACUAUCCAAGAGGUCGCUACCAUGAAGGAUACAGCGAGAGCAGUGGAUACGGACAAUACGAUGCGACGCCAUUCCAAACGGUUCCAGGAAGCGGAAGCGGUGCUGGAGGUGGCGGCGUUGGAGGUGAUCAAUGGGGAGUUGGUCCUCUCGAACACCUAACUCAUCAUCCUGCAUUUCUGGCUGGCCUUGGACCACGGGACUCUUCCAAUCCUCAUCAUCCCUCCUCCAUUGGCAACAAUCCUGACCAAAAGCCUUUGCUACAGAAUGCUAUGAUUCCUGGUUAUACAAGUAGUGGACCUUGUUUUACCGGUUCAGGCCCCAUUCAACUCUGGCAGUUUCUUCUGGAGCUAUUAACAGAUAAAUCGUGUCAAGGUUUCAUCUCGUGGACCGGUGAUGGCUGGGAGUUCAAACUGACGGAUCCUGAUGAAGUGGCGCGUCGUUGGGGUAUUCGUAAAAACAAGCCUAAAAUGAAUUACGAGAAACUGAGCCGUGGUCUUCGUUAUUAUUAUGAUAAGAACAUCAUACACAAAACGGCUGGUAAGCGAUACGUCUAUCGCUUUGUCUGUGACUUAAAGAGCUUCUUAGGAUACAGUCCAGAAGAACUUCACGCAAUGGUAGAUUUGAAGCCAGAGAAAAAGGAAGAAGACUGAGUUUUUGUUACUGGAUGUGUCUGAGGAUUGUGUCGUUGCUAAAAACAAAAAAAAGGAGGAAUACGAAUUCCUAGCUAACGCACUGGGACAAAGUUGAAACUGAAAAGAAAAAAAAAAUGUAACGAACAAUGUGUAACGAACAAAUGAUGGAAGAAGAAACAACUGGUGUAUCGUUAACGAAAGAAUUCUUCAAAGACGGAAAAUAGACUAACUAAUUGAUGUCUUCUUCUAUGUCCAAAUAUAUAUGAUAAAAUUAAAUCGGUCGUAUGUACCAAAGACAGGGUCUGCAUACCAUUGGUGCCUAAAGUUAAUGACUAAAAAAUUGUGAAUUUGUUUCUAAGUGAUUAAUUUGCCAAGCCAGAUUUUAGAAGAUAUUUAUAGGAAAUAACUCAACAGUUUAUACAUAUUAUAUACAUAUAUAUAUAUAUUAUAUAUAUAUUUUUAAUGUUACAUGAUUUUUAAGCACUACUUCAAAGCACACGAUGCGUCUAAAUUAUUUAUGUCCCAUCAUUUUUAAACAUGCGUGUUAUAUCUUUGUUGAUGAAUAACACCAUAUGUGAUUGUUAUUACUAUAAUUUUACUACAAUAAAAGCCAUUAUAUCAUUAUUAAACGGCGAGCUUGAAAUUCGACGUUACAAUACUUUUUUCUAUGUGUUAGGCUAUCAUUAAGUUUAGUAUUAUACAAAAUAUUGUGUUUCCGAGCUCGCUUGGCUGCACCAACUGUAAAACACUCGUUUUAUACUUAUUCUCGACUCUUUUCUCCUAUUCACCUCCUCGAUAUUUUGAUGUACUACCAUUUUCAGGUGAUUAAUUAAGAGAGUUUCAAGUGCGAACAAAGUAUGCUGUUAAUUUCGAUGCAAGUUGUAUGUUUCAAUCAUGUUUCUUUUCUUAACGAAAUCGGUUUGUUUCGUUGAUCUCUAUGUUUUGCUAAUGAUCGCAUGUAUUGUAUUCGAAGGAAGGGGCGACGUGCAACCAGUGUUCAAAAUCAUAGACGCGUACAACAGUGUUUGUAAUAGACGAUCGAUGUUUAAAGUACCGGUAAAUUGUAAAAAUUUGUUUCAAACAAUUUUAAACGUUUUAGUAUUUGCAUAAAUGAAAAACAUUAGCAUUGACGCCAAGACGAAUCAAGUAUAUUUUAUGUUUAUUCUCUGUUUUAAACGCUGUUUUACUCGUACUUAUAAAAUACCACUGUACGUGAACGAAAAAUGUCUGCUUUCUGGAAAAAGUUUUCUUUUAAAUAUUUCGACUCCGUUUCAAACGUAUAACAUGAUUUUUUUUGCAAAACAUAGCAAUAAUUAAAAGUAGACGUUUUUAAAGGAUACUUUACGAUCUUUAUUGUAUAUAAUACGCGAACGGCUGAAGCGUUAGAACACUGGGUAACGUGUUGUAGAUGAAAUUGACGAUAAUGUUACGAUUAAUUUUACGUGAUUUACGAAUCUGGACGAGCGUUAUUUUUUUUUUUUUUUAUUUACAUUGUAAAAAUAUUGUUCGUCCUUAACGACGAGUUAAACAAAGAGCGAGGAAUGUAUACGUAUCUAUGUAAUUACGUAUUUUAUAAAUUAUAAGCUUCUUUAAUUAUGUUUGUUAAAUGUUCGCGUAAAAAGAGACGAUGGUUAAAAACGAUAACAGAGAACGAUAUUUGAUGACAAAGAUUGUAAAAGAGAGACUCGUAGAUCGAUGAUUAAUUAUGAACUUAAAAAAAGAAAAGAGGAAAAA